UGAAGGAGCGAGAGAGGAGAGAGUCUGUUCUCCACACUCACCUAAACAUCCUGGCUCUCCGGAUAUGCACCUGCAGCCUCUCCUUGCAGUCCUCCUCCUCCUCCUCCACCUCCUCCUCCUGUCCUCCUCACCGGCGGUCGGACAGCGGUAGUGCGCACUGAGCAGCGGGAGUGCGCAAGGCUACACCGGCAUGCACCUGGAGAGAAACCGCCCCGCCAAGCCGUCCAAGGGCUCAGCCGGAGACGCAGCAGCAUGCAGAGCGAUGCUCUAACGGCAGGGAUAACGCAGCAGAGCGCCGGGCGGAUAUCGGAGCUGCAGCAUGGGCGUGGGAGAGAAGGCACAGCCAAAAUGAAAGCGAUGUAAAUCCGAGGACAUCAGAAGGGUGGGUGGGGGGAACCCAAGUAGCGUUCGGAUCGGAGUUGUCCCGGGUGUAUUUUGGGGCUUGGUUUGGUGUCUUGUUCUCUGAAAUUCACCAACACUUCACCAGUACUUUUCCCUGUCAACCUGCACUGGAGAUUAAAAGGAUGGAGAAAGGCGCACAGCCGCAGCUGUCCAAAAGCGCAGAGAGUCCGGCGGAGGACAUCUCCAAAAUGAACGACGAGGAGCUGCUGAAGUGGGGCAAAGAGGAGCUGGUGCGGCGGCUGCGGAGGACGGAGGCAGAGAAGAGGGGCGUUAUCGUGGAGCACGGCAAUCUGAUGCGGGAGGUGAACCGGAGACUCCAGCAACACCUGAACGAAAUACGGAGUUUGAAGGACGUGAACCAGAAACUGCAGGAGGACAACCAGGAGCUGCGGGACCUUUGCUGCUUCCUGGACGACGACCGGCAGAAGGGGAAGCGGGUGUCGCGGGAGUGGCAGCGUCUGGGCCGCUACAGCGCCGGCCUGAUGAGGAAGGAGGUGGCCAUUUACCUGCAGAAGCUGAAGGAGCUGGAGCAGCGGCAGGUGGAGGUCAUUCGGGAGAACCUGGAGCUCAAGGAGGUGUGCCUCAUGCUGGAGGAGGAGAGGGCUGCGGCUGCAGGGGGAGGAGGCGUCGGCGGGCAGGGAGGCCCCGGCCGCAGGAGCUCCAUCGACAGCCAGAGCAGCUUGUCCCAGCUGGGUGGAAGCGUCCCAGCACCUGGCCUGCUGCGGGACGUCGGCGAUGGGAGCAGCACCUCCAGCGCGGGGAGUACAGAUAGUCCCGAUAACCCCCACCUCAAACCCCCUCCUCUCGGCUCCAAUGCCGGCCCUGGAUCCAGGUCCAGACCGGGAGAUGUGUGUGAAUCCACAGGCAGAAGGCACAGCUCCACCCCAGAGUACCACACCUUCCCCCAGUCCUGCCGCCCCCGUGGGGGGUCCCUCACCAACCUGGACCCUCGUGGCCUUCGGGGACACAGCCCAGAGAAACACAGCAGGUCUCCCACCAGGCUACCAUGUGACUCCCACCCCAAACCCUGCAGCUCUGACCUACUAGCCCAGAAACAGCUAUUGAUGUCAGGGCAGGCGUCACCAGGCUGCGGGAAGGGCUCAGCCAAGUCCAGCCCAGAGCUGAGUCAGAGACACAGGCCGGUCCAUGUGGCGGGGGCAGGUUGUGGGAGUCCUGAGGCCAAGCAGGCAGCGAUGGGGACGCCGGAGCACCUAAGGCAAGGGAGGGUGAUUGUGGGUAGUCCAGAGUCUAUACGCCGCCACCAUCACUAUCAGCACAGUGCCGGGGUGGAGCACGGCAAGGGGAGGUACAGCGGUGGCUCCCCUGGGAGGGACGGGGGUCAGAGGAGGGCCACAGGAGAGGAGAUGCCCCCCCACCACCAGAGUCUGUACAACGUCACUUUCUAGAGGACAAAGUCAUCGUCUGUCAUGACAACGUGAUGUCGAGCAUUUCUUUUUCUGACGGCAGGAGGAGCGGCUGUCUCAGAGGCACUUAAAGAGAAUGAGGAUCAUUUGAUUAUUGAGGGAUUGUGACUCACUGUGGCCGUCCUCUUCAAACCGCUAAAGCCUUAUUGAUGGGGGCUCAUCAUACAGCCCGACCCCAUCAAGACAAUGCAUUAUGGGGGUUAUGGGAAGAAGGUCAGCACCAGAAUCAUUCAUUAUGUUGACAAUUCUUUGUAUCCAUUUUGUGCAUUCUGUCCACCGUUGCUGCAGCUGAUCUGAACGGCGUUUGGUGCUCGAACGCAGUCGAAGUGGCCGGACUCUUUAUGUGAAGAUGAAACCAUUUUACCAUCACUGUCCUGUUGCUGCUGUUAACAUUCAACCAGUAUAUAUGGAUAUAAAUACUGUAUAUAUUGAUUUAUUGUAUUUUAUAUGUUAUUCUAUGAAUUCUUUUUCUGUGUGUAGCGUGAAGGACCUGCAAACGUUCACUUCCAUAUUCAACCUUUCAGUGCAAGUUGCUGUUUUUCCAACAUUUUGAGAUCAUGUGCUUCUUAAUUACACCCUCAUUACAUUAUAUGUCUCAAUACGUGUCUGGAGAAGAUCUUUAAACUUAAUAGAGUGCUGAGUUUUAUAUGACUGGUACUGUACCGAUGAAGCUGUGGACGUUUUAGAAAACAACAGGAAAACAUGGAGGAAGUGUUGAGCCUGCAAAGGCAACCAGAUCAGACAACAGGAGGAGGAUCCUUCCAGAAAUGUGAUGAGACAUAAAGCGGGGGAAAUUAGAAAGAAAGCCUUCAAAUAAAAUCUUCUCUCUGCAGUUGAGGCUCUGGCCAAUAUUUGAGAGUGUAGAUUGUGUUUCUUUUAAGUAUUUAUAGCAGCACCCUGAGCUGAAACUAAAUUUAAUGUUCCAAGAGAAAACAUCCAUCCUCAGAAUGACUGUAGAGGAACAAUGGAUGAAGCAGUAAGGUUCACGCAGCUUCAGGAGCUUUAGUUGUGUCAUUAGAGUGUGAAUAAGUAUUUCAAUCAUAGCAAUUAAAUUGUAGUGACUGUAAAACUACACUUGAAAUGUGAUAACUGGACACAGCGGGGGAUGAGUGAGUGAGUCGAUAUUAGUUAUUCUGAACAAAUCCAAUCCUCCGCUUUGUUUCCUGAUUUCAUAACUUGCUUUAAAAUCUGCUGCUGCAAUGAUGGAAUUUCCCCACGGGCAUCAUUAAACUUAAAUCUGAUCUGAUCUCGUCUCCAGCAUGUGAUCACAUGUUCCCUCAUCCAGCAGCGGUCUGCUAGGAUGAAGGUCCAGCAGGGCAGAACAGAGGGAGAGUUCACUGGCUCUUAUCCCGGACGUUCAUGACCCUCAGUGCCAGCUAAGUCCCCGCAAUCUGUUCCCCCAGCUACAGACAACUGCUAUGUCUGCGUGUGUGUUUGAUAGAAAACCGGAAAUCAGAUUUGGUGUCAGUAUGGUACUCUGUGUGUGUGUGUUUGUGUGUGUGUAUGAGCUUGUUUUGCACCGACUGAGACAGAAUAUGUCGUCCAACUCCACCACUGAGACUUUUGCAUUGAGUAUAAGUGAAUAGAGGACUGUGGGACGACUAACAAUGUGUGACGCAUGUUGACAGGCUGACGCAGGCUGAGUGUGUGUGUGUGUGUGUGUGUGUGUGUGUGUGUGUGUGUGUGUGUGUGUGUGUGUGUGAGAGAGACUAUUUACCUUGGUGAUGUGUCAUAACAGCGAUGUGCCAAGCUGAAGGUCGCUGUGUCUUUCAGGAUCAUUGUGAGUAACUCUGGGUGAAGCACGCACAUCCCUCCCUCCUUUCUCUUCUUCCCAUUCUUGCUCUCCUUUCAACCGUCUUUGCCUGUUCACUACCGACUCUCUCUCCCUAAAAACUCUCUCACUAAACACUUUUACACUACAUGCCACAUUCACACACUGAUGCACAGGAGCAGUUUGGGGUUCAGUUUCUUGCUCCAGGAUACUUUGAUGUGCAGUGGGAGGAGCCAGGGAUCGAAGAUCAUCCUGUCAGGCUUCAAGUUACUGCGCCUGUGUCCGACCACAGCGGUUCGUGAGCUACGCGGUUGAACACUAAGUGUGUGUGUGUGACAGUGAGCGUGAGAAUGGCGGCUGCUGAAGCUCAGGGGUCGGCGACCUUUACCAUCAGAAAGGAAAAAGAAAAAUCUGUCUGGAGACACAAAACAUUUGUUUUCUGAUCGCAGAUCAAGUGUAUCAGUGAGCCGGCAGCGUCGGAGGUGGAAGACAAUGCACUGUGAAAUUCUUUCUUCAAGACUUUGUGUUUUGGAUUCUAGUGUUAGCUAGGGAGGCUCAAGACUAUUAGCCAUAAAGACAAAACAUAUCGAAAGAGGCACCAGGACGAAACGUAUGACUCAUAUUUAAGUUGAUUAAUAAUCAUUUUGCAAUUGGUCAUCCAACAGCGAUCAAUCUAAAUGUUAUUGAUUUUAAUGAAGUCAUCUUUUGGGUGCUUUUAUGAAUAUUUCUUUGAAUCUGUAAUUUUACUCUUACUGAAGUUUGAAAGACUCAGGUUGCCUUAAAUGAAAACAUAUAGAGGUGUACAUCCUCAUUGUGGCUGUUAUAUUAAUCAGCUGCUGCCUUCCUAAUGGCAGACAGUCACACAGAGGGGGCCGCUCCAGUAUCCGGCCUCUGUAAGCUGCACAACCAAUGCACACUUUUCUCUCUGUUCAGAAAAUAUCUGAUUAAUUGCUUUCUCCUUUAAAAUCCUAACAGACCUGAACUUGUGACUCCUCGAUCUGCUGAAGUAAUUUAUUAUUAAAGUGUGUGUGUGCCCUCAAUAUGUGCCGCGGUUGGUAAUUGGGUGGGGAAAACGAAGAGAAAGAAAGUCUGAGCUUAUAGAUUAGAUUCAUGAUGAUGGAGAACAAAGACGAAGCAUUCACAGGAACCAAGGUGGAAGCUGAAAAGAUUCAAACACCUGAGAGGGAAGGAAGUGUUUGUUGGUUUGGUAUUUCUUGUAUGGAAGUAAAAUUCUGACAUAACUUUGGCGGGAGAAGAAAGGUCAACAGGAUCAGUGGCAAACGAAUAAACUAUGAACUAUCUGUCAGCGUCUGUCGCAGGUAAACUCCACCCGGACUCUGAGUGCAGAUGUCAGCUGCUGAUUGGAUCCACAAUACUACGAACGAUAGAAUCAGCCGUAAUAACACUGGUUUGAGCUCUGCUGUUAGCUUAACACCGCUAGCCACUGCAGAACGGCCUCUUGUGUGUGUGUGUGUGAGUGAGUGAGUGUAUGUGUAUGUGUAUGUGUAUGUGUAUGUGUCUGUGUGUGUGUGU
Messenger RNA from Dicentrarchus labrax (European seabass), 5130 nucleotides. RefSeq names its product coiled-coil domain-containing protein 85A-like. Bases 525 to 1808 code for a protein of 427 amino acids. The record is from RefSeq and is a predicted model, not a curated record. The transcript is spliced from 3 exons. NCBI's taxonomy places the organism in Eukaryota, Metazoa, Chordata, Actinopteri, Moronidae.